Molecule: messenger RNA, 3957 nt
Organism: Paracoccidioides lutzii Pb01
Product: antiviral helicase SKI2
Exons: 6
Coding region: 1-3957 (1318 amino acids)
Biological process (GO): nuclear-transcribed mRNA catabolic process, 3'-5' exonucleolytic nonsense-mediated decay
Cellular component (GO): Ski complex
Molecular function (GO): RNA helicase activity; ATP binding; RNA binding
Source: RefSeq, a predicted model, not a curated record
AUGUCUGAGGAUCCAGACCUGCUGGAUGCCGUCCGGAAAGUUUACGAAGCAACAAACAAGCUGGACGAUGGUGAUGGUCUGGACAGUUGGAUAACUGGCGCAGAUUAUGAACGCUCACCGGACGGAGCAAAUCAAUUCGGGAAAGGGCCUCGACCACAGCGUCGAAACUGCGAAGUGCAAUCUGACGGGAAGUUGAAAGCAGAGCUGGAAAGGGAGUUUCUGCACCCUUCACCGCGACUUAGUUCUCUGUGGCUAAGUAAGCUGCAACAGCGAUGGGAAAUUCCUGUGGACUACCAUGAUCUGUUUGAGCUGGCACCUCCGCAAACCCGCACCAUUAUCCGGUUUACCCGGGAAGGUCUGGAAGGUAGGGUUACUGGUUAUCGUGAGGUUACUGUUCCUUCAAGCAGUGCUACUGCAAAAAACUCAACCUCAUUGCUUAGACGGCCAGCAGGCCGUGCUGAUUUCGUUCGCGGUGCUGCUGGAUUUUUCCCGUUUGCACCUGGUGGGCUAGAGGGCGUGGAAGCCAUUGCUGAACUUGAGUCGGAGGUUCAAGCUGAUGAGCGGCGGGCUGCUACAGGAGGGAAGUCCUCGGGGUUGGAUAGAAUUAUUAACUUUGGUGUGGAAGGUGGUUUGUUGGAAGUGCCUCCGGGGUUUUCCAGGGGAUUGAAAUUUGGGAAGGCGAAGAGCAAAGAUGAGGAGUGGGAUGUUCAGGAGGUGGAGGAUACUCUGGAGCAGAACGAGAAGGGUAUUGAUGAGAUAACUGGAGAGGGUUCUCCCACUGACACAGAUAAGAACUUUGAAAUGAGUGUACAACUUGAAGAGGACUUGUCUAGUGAUGAGAAGGACGAAGACAUCGAUUCUUUACUACCUGUUGAAUAUCCAGCUUUGGAGCCAAGAGGUCAACUUCUGGCGCCCUCUUCGAAGAGAGGAGGCAAAGAGUGGGCUCAUGUGGUGGAUGUUAACAAAGAGAUUACAAAUUUUUACGAUUUGGUACCCGAUAUGGCACGAGAAUGGCCAUUCGAGCUGGAUACCUUUCAAAAAGAAGCAGUCUAUCAUUUGGAGAACGGAGAUUCUGUUUUUGUUGCCGCUCACACAUCUGCUGGGAAAACUGUGGUGGCAGAAUAUGCGAUUGCGCUCGCUUCCAAACACAUGACUAAGGCUAUCUACACAUCCCCGAUAAAGGCCUUAAGUAACCAAAAGUUCCGUGACUUUAGAAAUACAUUUGAGGAUGUCGGAAUUCUGACGGGGGAUGUACAAAUUCACCCCGAGGCAAGCUGCUUGAUUAUGACCACAGAAAUCCUCAGAAGUAUGCUUUAUCGCGGAGCUGAUCUUAUUCGCGAUGUGGAAUUCGUCAUUUUUGACGAAGUUCAUUAUGUGAAUGAUCUGGAAAGAGGUGUGGUUUGGGAGGAGGUUAUAAUUAUGCUUCCAGAGCACGUUACGCUUAUUCUACUCUCCGCCACGGUUCCAAACACAUACGAAUUUGCGUCUUGGGUUGGACGUACUAAAAAGAAGGAUAUCUACGUUAUUUCAACCCCCAAGCGCCCAGUCCCAUUGGAGCAUUACCUAUGGGCUGAUAAAAGCAUGCUGAAAAUCGUCGAUUCGAGUAAGAAUUUUAUUGAGAAAGGAUGGAAAAAAGCAGAUGACAUUUUAUCUGGGCGCGACAAAGCUCGUGCUCAGAAAGCUGCAGAAUCCCAGCCCAAUCACAAUAGAGGUGGCUAUGGAGAUAGAGGUCGUGGUGGUGGGCAGCCACAACGUGGAAACCAACGAGGAGGGACCCAACGUGGUGGCGCUCAACAACAAAGAGGGGGUGCACAACAAAGAGGCAGAGGCCAACCUGCAUCUCGUGGAACCGGCAAUAUCGCUAGAACAGGCCGAGGCGGUGGACGAACCACGGUAGCACAGGACCGAAAUAUCUGGGUUCAUCUUGUGCAACAUCUGCGAAAGGAAAAUCUGCUACCAGCAUGUGUUUUUGUAUUUUCCAAGAAAAGAUGUGAGGAAAAUGCGGAUUCUUUGUCAAACCAGGAUUUUUGCACGGCGGCGGAAAAGAGCUCUAUUCAUAUGAUUAUUGAAAAGUCGCUGGCCCGACUAAAGCCAGAGGAUAGAAUCCUACCGCAAAUUCGCCGUGUCAGAGAGCUGCUGAGCAGAGGCGUUGGUGUCCACCAUGGCGGUCUUUUGCCAAUUAUAAAGGAAAUCGUGGAGAUAUUAUUCGCCAAAACCUUAGUGAAAGUACUCUUUGCGACAGAAACUUUUGCCAUGGGUUUGAACCUCCCUACAAGGACCGUUGUAUUUUCUGGUUUUCGAAAACAUGACGGUCGAUCAUUCAGAGACCUGCUUCCAGGUGAAUAUACCCAAAUGGCAGGGCGAGCGGGACGGCGUGGCCUUGAUACUGUCGGGUCUGUGAUUAUUGUUUCGUCUGGCAAGGAUGAAGCGCCACCUGCAGGUACCCUACGUCGCAUGAUUCUGGGCGAUCCGACAAAGCUACGAUCUCAAUUUCGCCUUACCUAUAACAUGAUUUUGAAUCUGCUGCGGGUAGAAGCCUUGAAAAUUGAAGAAAUGAUCAAAAGAAGCUUCAGUGAGAAUGCAACGCAGGCACUCCUCCCGGAACACCAGAAGCAAGUACAAGUGUCUGAAGCUACACUGGAGAAAAUAAAACGAGAGCCAUGCGCCAUUUGUGAUAUUGACAUGGAAGCUUGCCAUGAAGCUGCCGUGGAGUUCUCGCGGUUAACUACUCAACUUCAUGUCAAUCUCCUUUCAUCCCCGGUGGGGCGGCGAUUGUUCUCAGCCAAGAGAGUGGUUGUGUUUAAAAGGAAUGGCAUCAGAACGGUUGGUUUGCUCGUGCGAGAAGGCGUGGCUCCUGGGCCAAAUAUUGGUCUGCAGGUGUUCGAAUUUGGUCCAAUGAAAUCCAGCCGACAUCCGAGUGAUAUUCUUCCAUACCUUCCAGAGUUUCGACAUUUGUUUUCUCCACUCUCAACGGAGCCUUUUGAGAUGGUGCUGAAAACGUACAAAAUCUCACUUGAGGAUCUUGAAUGUGUAACCUCGACAGUGUUAAAAAUAGGGGGUCCGACUUGGUAUUUAAAUAUCAAGAAAGAGGCAUUGAAAGUUGCACAAAAGGACCUCGUCCAGAUUUGUUGCUCGUGGAAAACUGGUUCUUGGAAUGAAUUGGAGUGGGAUCGAGUGAAGGAACUUCAAGUGGUCGAGAUCUUAAACAAGCGAAAGGAACAGGUGGCCAUCAUUGAAGCCUGCGAAUGCCUGCGAUGCCCGCAAUUUUUGAAACAUUUCGAAAUGCAACAUGACGAAUGGCAGGUGAAAGAGAACAUAUCGCAGUUAAAACAAUUAAUGUCGAACCAGAACUUGCAACUUCUACCAGACUACGAACAGCGUCUUUUGGUCCUCAAGGAUCUUGGUUUCGUUGAUGAGGCAUGUCGAGUCCAAUUGAAAGGAAAGGUAGCCUGCGAGAUUCAUUCAGCCGACGAACUGGUCCUGACGGAAUUGAUUCUGGAAAAUCUGCUUGCAGAAUACGAGCCAGAGGAGAUCGUUGCUCUGCUGUCAGCCUUCGUCUUCCAAGAGAAGACCGAAAGCGUACCUUUGCUGACACCACGGCUUGAAAAGGGCAAAGAGGCCAUCAUCAAGAUAUCGGAGAAGGUAAAUGACUUCCAAAUCAAGCACCAGGUCAUUUUAUCGAGUGGGGACUCCAACGACUUUGCAAGCAAGCCACGGUUCAGCCUAGUCGAGGUCGUCUAUGAAUGGGCACGUGGAAUGCCAUUCAACCGGAUCACCGACCUGACCGAUGUGAUGGAAGGCACAAUUGUCCGUGUAAUCACUCGGCUGGACGAAACAUGCCGGGAGGUGAAGAGUGCUGCGAAGCUGGUUGGCGACCCGACCCUGUAUAGCAAGAUGCAGCGGGCCCAGGAGAUGAUCAAACGCGACGUGAUAUUUGCGGCAUCACUUUACAUGUGA